Messenger RNA from Ramularia collo-cygni, 492 nucleotides. RefSeq lists its product as uncharacterized. The record is from RefSeq and is a predicted model, not a curated record. The transcript has a single exon. NCBI's taxonomy places the organism in Eukaryota, Fungi, Ascomycota, Dothideomycetes, Mycosphaerellales, Mycosphaerellaceae. Bases 1 to 492 code for a protein of 163 amino acids.
AUGCCGCCUCCAACCACCACCAACCAACCUGCCGCCACCACUCCCCUGAGAGACCCCCCCUCUUCCGCGACCGCCUCCGCCGCCACUUCUUCUCUCGCCGUCGCCGCACAAACGACGAGCACAUCGACCGCCCACACACCCUCCUCUCUAGCUAGCCACAUCUCUCCAAUCACAGAGGAUACCAGCCUCUCCUCCUACACCGCCGACUCCGAGAGCAGCCUCCCUCCCUCCACCUCCACCACCCCUCUCCUCAAGAAACUCCGCCGCAUGAGAGACUCGUAUCACUGGUAUUGCAGUCACCGAAGCCGUAUGAAUCAGCAGCCAAUUCGCUGCAAAUCUACAAUCUCGAUCAAGAAGGACACYGAAAGUGGAGAUGAUGACGAUGGAAAGGGACAUGGGUUGACCUUCGCAGACUGGAGAAGGAAGAAGUGGAACAAGUCGAUUAUUCAAAAGCAGAAGGCUUUGGGACUAGAGAGUAGGGGAAGUAUGUGA